GUAAGCAAAAAGUAUGGUGGAAAAAAAAAAAACAGAAUAUUACAGUCUACACUACUUGUACAAAUUCCGACUCCCAACAACUUGUAACCAAAUUGUUCUUCACUUUCCUCCGAUCGAUCGGAAAGUAUGAAGAUCUCUCUAAUUAACUCAUAGAUCGCACAAUUAAUUCAAUCAUAUUCAUGUAUUUGUUGAGUUGAUUAAAUUUGUUGUGUUUUUGGAUAAUCGUGGUGUGAGCACCAGCUUUUUAAUACCUUCAACUAGAUCCACCACGCAUACGGAUAUCAAGCUUUCAAACACCUGACUAAAUCCACUUGAUUCUUACCACCUCCACCAGCAAUAAAUAUCAGUGUAGUAGUGUAGUGUCCGUGCCUGCUUUCAAACACCUCGACUAAAUCCACUAGAUUCCUAUCACCUCCGCUAGCAAUAAAUAUCAGGUAACUCUGUCUACUGAGUCUAAGAUAGAUAGGAAGAAUCACCUAGUGUUUUGGUGCAGAAUAGUUGAAAUGAAGGCUUGCUCCGGGAGUCUUCUGUGAUAAGAAAGUGCCUCCUAAGCUCAAAGGGUAGUUGAAAUGAAGGCUCGCUUCGGGAGUCUUCUGUGAUAUGAAAGUGCCUCCUAAGCUCAAAGGGUAGUUGAAAUGAAGGCUCGCUUCCAGAGUCUUCUGUGAUAUGAAAGUGCCUCCUAAGUUCAAAGCUUACGAACGGCUCGACUAAAUUCACUAGAUUCCUACCACCUCCACUAGCAAUAAAUAUCAGUGUCCCUGCCAGCUUUCGAAUACCUCGACUAAAUCCACUAGAUUCCUCCCACCUCCAGCAGCAACAAAUAUCAGUGUCCGUGCAAGCUUUCGAACACCUCGUCUAAAUCCACUGGAUUCCUACCAGCUCCACUAGCAACAAAUAUCAGCUGAAGAAGAAGAAGAAGACAAAAAGUUAAGUAACAAAGAGAUAAACACAAAAUGAGUGUGAGCAACGGGUUAGUGCACCCAGUUGAUGCGCCACCGUUACAAACAGAAGCAGCGAAUAUACCGAGAGUAAGGAUGAAGGAUGUUCAAGGAAUGCCUGGAACUAUUGGCGGAUGUUUUUUACGUUUUGCUCAAUUUGUAUUUGCUGUUGUUUCUCUUUGCGUUAUGGCUACUACCGGUGAUUUCCCUUCCGUCACAGCUUUCUGUUACCUUGUCGCUGCUGCUGGCUUGCAAAGCGUAUGGAGCUUGUCUCUAGGAAUUCUUGACGUUUAUGCUCUUCUUGUUGGACGGUGCUUGCAGAAUUCUCGGGUUGUGAGCUUAUUUGCUGUUGGUGAUGGGGUCACUUCUACCCUCACGUUUGCUGCCGCCUGUGCUUCUGCUGGCAUUACUGUACUGAUCGGCAAUGACCUUGGUGUCUGCUCUCAAAAUCACUGCUUAGAGUUUGAGACUGCUACCGCCAUGGCUUUUCUUAGCUGGUUCUGUGCUCUCCCAUCAUUCCUCUUGAGCUUUUGGUCACUUGCAUCCCGGUGAAGAAUGGCUUUCAAGGAAAUUACUCAAACAACGCCAACAUAUCUUGUGAUAAGUACUACCUUUUGUUCUGUUGUAAAAUUUUGUCCAGAAGAUCAAUGCCCUCCGCCCCCCCGCCUCCCCAAAAAAAAAAAAAAAAUGCAAUUGCAACUGCACUGUGUAAAUAAGGAUUGCUUUAAGCAGGUUAAUAUGGAAAAUUAAGUUGUGCUAUACUCGUUUGCUUGAUAUGAAGGAUUGCACAAAAAUUUCUGGGUGGCAAUCUUGGCAUCACAUUUAACACAUUGUAUACACUGAAAAUGCCAGAUGUAUUGCCAUUAUUUCAUUUGUACCUUUUAUUGCAA
Capsicum annuum is the source of this 1828-nucleotide messenger RNA. RefSeq names its product CASP-like protein 5A2. The transcript is spliced from 11 exons. The record is from RefSeq and is a predicted model, not a curated record. NCBI's taxonomy places the organism in Eukaryota, Viridiplantae, Streptophyta, Magnoliopsida, Solanales, Solanaceae. Bases 954 to 1490 code for a protein of 178 amino acids. Gene Ontology annotation, cellular component: membrane.